AUGACUCUCGCGCCCUUCACCGAGUUUUUCCUCAAGGUUUAUUCCCCCGGAGACGCCACCCACGCGGACUUGAUCAUCGUCUAUGCGGGCCUAUACUGGCUUUUCAUGGAGUGCAUGAACGCCACUCAAGAUGCCGGUACGAAGUUGAAUUACCAAGCACAAGCCUUCACCUGUCGAGACAACCUGGAGACUGCCCUUUCUAGUCUGCCCUUCCAUCUACCGUCAACGAUAGAAACAACCUGCGCCAUGUUCUUAGCGGCAUUGUAUUGUCUCGAGAACUGCCAGCCGUCUGCUGCCUGGAAUUUUAUAGCGACCGCGUCUCACAUGACCCAGACCCUGGGCUGCCAUAGCAUCGCCGCCAUAGCGCACGAGGCUCCACAGAACAAGUACGGCAAGAUCAAGAUCUUCUGGCUCAUCUACGUCGUUGAGAAGGGUCUGUCCCUUCGCCUGGGACGAUCGUCCACGAUCCGGGACAACGACGUUACCGUUCCCCGUCCUCAAGCAGACACGUACGGGUUUCCGGAACCGACUCUGAUGUGUCUGUUUCCGGAAUGCACGAGGCUUGCAACGCUACAGGGCAUGGUAUACGACCAGAUUUACAGCCCGGCGUCACUGUGCCAGCCGCAGGAAAAUCGACAUACCGGGAAGCUGGCAGAGGUACUUGGAGAGCCGCUCUUUGAGGCCAUGGCCCGCACCGACAAAGUCAACCAGCUCGCGCUCUCCUGUCUCAUAUACCGGGCCGUUCCUCCCGAAGCAGGCGAGAAGACGGUCUUUGGGAAAGACUGCAUAAGAACUGCUCGUCAGGCCCUCGAAGAGCACAAGAGGUGCAUGACUCUUCUGAGUUCCCCCUUCAUACCGUUUGUCGUCAUGUUCUGCCACGUGGUCGAGACGUGCAAUCAGGGGGAUCUCGAUCUUCUCUCGGACCUAGUCGCCACGUUACGGUCAACGACGGCGGAGACCUUCUCCCCGGCCAUCAAGAAAGAACUGCGACUGUUCAGCGCGCUGUACGAUGUCGCGUGUAGCUACAUGAAGCUGAAGACAGACUCAUCAUCGCAGCCACAGCCGCAGCCGGCGAGCGGGGGGCCUGUGGAUCAUUGGAGCCUGACCGCUGGGUCGGUACAGCCGCCACCAGCUCUCUUGCAGGAAGCGGCAACCCCGAGCGGGAUGGCAUCGCUGCCGACUGAGACUGCGGCCAUGGGCGGCGGCUUCUCGAUAAACGACCCCCAAACGGUCCCGGAAUGGGGGCCUUUCACGCUGCCCGGGGACUUGACGAUGGAAGUUGACGAACAAGGUUCACAGCUUGGCAACUGGCUGUACGUGAAUAAUCAAAUGAUCAGGGCUCUCGAGAACAACUACUUCUGA
Messenger RNA from Colletotrichum higginsianum IMI 349063, 1362 nucleotides. Its product is annotated as Fungal specific transcription factor. Gene Ontology annotation, biological process: DNA-templated transcription. The record is from RefSeq and is a predicted model, not a curated record. NCBI's taxonomy places the organism in Eukaryota, Fungi, Ascomycota, Sordariomycetes, Glomerellales, Glomerellaceae. The coding region runs from base 1 to 1362 and encodes 453 amino acids. The transcript is spliced from 4 exons. Gene Ontology annotation, molecular function: DNA binding; zinc ion binding.